AAUCGUAUUUUGGGGACAAAAGCUCUUGUAUAGAAAAUGGUAGCGCAUUGAAUCUCACGAGUUCUUCUGCGCGAGGCCUGAACAGCACAUGUGUAGGAAAAACACCCCUCUCUUCUAGUCGAUCGGUUUGCAGAAGCCAUACCCCUCUUAUGGGACUUUCAGUUACAUCCUCCUCUGCAGUGUCUGCUCAUAGUGUUGCAUCGGUUAUUGUAGCUGUAGUAGAAGGAAGAGGCCUUGCCAGAGGUGAAGUGGGAAUGGCCAGUAUUGACUUAAAAAAUCCUGAGGUGAUAUUAUCACAGUUUGCAGACAAUACAACUUAUGCCAAGGUUAUUACUAAACUGAAGAUUUUAACACCGCUAGAAAUAGUAAUGUCAAACACUGCUUGUGAUGCAGGGAACACAACAAAAUUGUUCAGUCUAAUAACAGAACAUUUCAAGAAUGUGACUUUUACAACUGUCCAAAGAAAAUACUUCAAUGAAACAAAGGGUUUGGAAUACAUAGAACAAUUGUGUGCAUCUGAAUUCAGCACCGUUUUCAUGGAGGUUCAGUCAAAGUACUACUGUCUUGCAGCUGCUGCAGCUUUGCUAAAAUAUGUUGAAUUUAUUCAAAAUUCAGUUUAUGCUCCUAAAUCACUCAAGGUGCGUUUCCAGGGGAGUGAGAAAACAGCUAUGAUAGAUUCAUCAUCAGCACAAAAUCUUGAACUAGUAAUUAAUAACAGAGAUUCUCGGAACGGUCACACACUUUUUGGUGUCCUAAAUUACACUAAAACUCCAGGUGGAAGUCGAAGACUUAGGUCCAAUAUCCUGGAGCCGCUAGUUGACGCCGAAACAAUUAACACAAGACUGGACUGUGUUCAGGAAUUGCUCCAGGACGAGGAGCUCUUUUUUGGUCUUCAAGCAGUUAUCUCAAAAUUCCUGGAUACAGAACAACUACUUUCAGUUUUGGUACAAAUUCCAAAGCAGGAUACAGUUAAAGCUGCUGAAUCAAAAAUAACUAAUUUAAUCUACCUGAAGCAUACUCUAGAACUUGUGGAGCCCCUAAAAGCUGCUCUAAGAAGCUGUAACACAUCUCUGCUAAAGGCUUAUUACAAUUCUCUUGAAGAUACAAGAUUUGGAAUCAUACUUGAAAAGAUUACAACUGUAAUUAAUGACGAUACAAGGUAUACAAAAGGAUGUCUGAGUAUGAGGACCCAGAAAUGCUACGCUGUUAAGCCUAACAUCAAUGAAUUCCUUGACAUAGCUCGUAGAACAUACACAGAAAUUGUUGAUGACAUAGCAG
Molecule: messenger RNA, 1278 nt
Organism: Antrostomus carolinensis (chuck-will's-widow)
Lineage: Eukaryota; Metazoa; Chordata; Aves; Caprimulgiformes; Caprimulgidae
Product: mutS protein homolog 4
Exons: 10
Biological process (GO): reciprocal meiotic recombination; mismatch repair
Cellular component (GO): nucleus
Molecular function (GO): mismatched DNA binding; ATP binding; ATP-dependent DNA damage sensor activity
Source: RefSeq, a predicted model, not a curated record